CUAAAGUAGGUGAUAGUGUGAGAAAGUGGCACGACCUUGUUAUGAUGGCUGCCACAUGAAAUGCUGGUUAGAUCCAUGUUAAGAUAUGGCCUGAUAUCGGCGCUCCGCUUCUUUACCUGUAGGAAUACUUUUCUGAGUCCAUACCAACAGAUGUGGCUUAAAUCGAAAUUGCAUGGUGUCUUCUCCUUAUUAGCCCGAUCGAAACGGACAGUUGUGGUUGUAAUUCUCCUCCUUAUUAUCAUCGCAUAUUUUGUACCUUUCAAUUUUGAUUUCUCAAGAUCUAAGUUUUCAGCAAAUUCCAUAUCUGGUUGUAUUGAGGAGAAACUUUCCAUAUUCCAGCAUUCUAUAGAAUCCGAUGAUGCAAUUGUUAUCCUUCCAGAGCCAGUUGAUAGUGAGACCUAUUUGCCUUAUGUUGGUAAUGGCAAGGUAGCAGCAGCAUUUAAAACCCAAAAGGGGUUAUAUAUUCGUACAAACAGAGCUUUAUCAUUACCUGUUCAUUUCUACCCAAUAGUAGAGACCAAUAUCAGGGGACAUGAAUCAAAAGAAGCCCAUGUGCUUGACAUCAAAGCUGGCCUGGCUUACCAGAUUCAAUCAUUCAAGAAGGAAAGCGAAUGUGUAUCUGUUGGAUCACAGCUUUAUGCCCACAGAUCCCGUCCUUCAGUCCUUGUGCAGGACAUCAGGAUUCAUAACCAAUCUCCUAUUCCAGUUGUAUUGGAGUUACACAGACCUGCAGCACAAGACUGUAAGUGGUCAACAAUGAACUAUGCGAGUGUCAACUCCGUUGAUGGUGUACAAUUCCAAUAUGCAGACUGUGUAGUUGCCAUUCCUAACUCAGAAUUGGUUGUGGUUGUCGGCCUGGCUGUUGUUAAGAUACCUUCAUCUUUUCUUGUCAAAUCUAUGAGCACCUUAAAACUUCACAGUGUGACAGUCACUCACUACUCCUUACCUGUACAGCCACAGCGUGUGAAAGGUCUGAAGGAGGAGCUUUCUUCUAAAGUUAUUACUGAAAUGCGAGAGAUCCUUCACAUCGAUGAAAAGAAACUACGCCAAGAACACACACUUGUAUGGAGUAAGUUAUGGGAAAGUGGUAUCAGUAUAAGUCACUCUAAAGCAGCUAACGCACUCAAUGGUCACAAAAUUAAUGCUACUAUGUACUAUGUCCUCAGCAAUGUCCUUUCACCCAUGCAUGACUUCAGUACUUCUGAUGAAAGUCGAAGUGAAGUCCUCAGCAUCCUCCAUUAUCCUGACCGCUGCUAUAGUGGACAUUCAACCCUUUUCUCUUCCACUCUUUGGCUUGAUGCUGCUGGUGAAGAUGCCAUUGCUCGGAUUGUCACCACAUGGAUGAUCACAUUAGAGAAGCAAGGUUGCUCAGUGAUGGUCAAAUCUGGUGCUGAGGGAGUUCUUCAGGCUUUGGUACUUAGCAUUGGUGGUUUGCAUUUCACUAACAACCACUUAGAGCUCACUCUGCAACCAAAAGACUUGCACCGAGACUUCUUUUUCCGACGUAUAAACUAUGGUAACAAUACCCAUUUGAAUAUAUCUGUGAUUGUUGGAGAAGACAACAAGGCUAACUUGUUUGUCUCCUUGGACAGAAAUAAUCGGCCUUACUAUGCCUGUGAUGCUGGCUGUAUAGACCCUCCUGUCAUGUUAAGUAAAAAGUGGGCACAGUUUCCUGUGAAGUUAACUAAUCCUAUCACCUCCAUUUUGUACAUCACUGCUGAUAAACUGCACAUGGAGGAACUGAAGCAUGCAAUCCAUGUGAGAGAAAUUGCAGAAGGUGAGUUGUCAUUUUACUCUUGUCGGUGUCAUCAUUUAUGCCACCUUUAUUAUUAUUAUUACUAUUUUAUUUGCUGUCUCUCUUACUCAAGGCUAUCAAUGAUCUCCUUCUGUUGCAAAUGAAAGAUGUGAGUCAUCUUAAUCAGGCAGAUAAUCUGUGAGAAUGAGCCAAAUCCAGUACAUUAUAUGAAUUUCACCACCUACUACAUGAUUUAUCCCAAUUUUCAGUGCCUUUAGUAGAGUUAACUUCCUCAUCUCUAUUUGCCCCCAGAAGCCAAGUGAAAUCAUAGUUGUGGCUGCUGUCACAUAACUGGCACUCAUGCCAGUGGCACAUAAAAAGCACCCAUUACACUCUUGGAGUGGUUGGCAUUAGGAAGGGCAUCUAGCUGUGGAAACCAUGCCAAAUCAGAUUGCAACUUGGUGCAGCCCUACAGCCUACCAUUUUCUUUCAAACUGUCUAACCCAUGCCAGCAUGGAAAGCAGAUGCUAAAUGAUGAUGAUGAUGUUCAGACUAGACAUCAGUGUCAUCAGUGUGGAGAUCCAACAAAGCUCAUCAGAUUUGCCUUAUACAAGUUCCUUGAUAAAAUGUAACCAGUAUACUUUUUAAGAUAGUUGACAGUCAAGUCGAAAUAAUGCUUGGUUGAAAGGAGCUUUUAGUCUGGUUGAGGACAGGACAACCUCUCUAGUGUUGGUGCCACGAUAAAAUUUACCUGCUACUCUCUGUUAAGUGGUUGUUGUUAAGAUGAGUGUUCAGCUGUAAAAGCCAUUCCUAUAACAGGAAAUAUGAAUGAAACAGGGUAUUUUAACCUGUCUGGAAGGGUAGUAAGUAGUAAUUGUGAAUAAGAAUUGACUUUGAGUGUCUGUUUAGCCUAUGCUAGCAUAGAAAAUGGAUAUAAAAUAAUGGUGAUGUUGACCAGUUGAAAUACAAAAAAGAAACUUUACAUGCUCUGGUAAAUCAAGAAGGAAUUUUUUUUACCAUAAUAAUGUGUGUCCUUUAUACUGUUUGAAUAUUUCAGCUGGACAGUUUUUUUUCUGUUGUCUUCGCUUGACUUUUCACUCUCCAAGUUGACCUCUCUUCGGGAGUUUAAAGUACUAUUCAAAUGAAAAAGUAGUUUAUUUCUAAGGAUGACUGAAGCCAAAUGGUUUUGUUGCAUGCAUGUUAUUUUAAAGUGUGAUAUUGAAAAUUUUUUUGAUAAAUUGUCAAACUGAAUUCCUCCUGGGGUCUCUUCCAGUUGAGCUAGGAGAGACUCCACAUUGAGAAGUUAGAUGUCUAGUACUACAUACAUGUGAUUAGAAUGUGGCAGGUCAGAAUUGCAAAACAGGUUCUUCAAACUGAUCCAAUUGGCAGGAAACCUUGGGAUAGAUCAAGAAUGAGAUGGUUGGAUAAUAUUCAUAGUCUCCAUUGGUCAUGCUUAGAAGUCUAGCCAGAAAGUCUAAUGAUUGUUGCUUCUGACAGGACUCUUUCCAAGAAAUAGUGGAUGGAUGGAAUUUAUUAUUUUUCUAAUUACUCUUUUGGUAUUUUAAGACUAUCAAAAAAAAAAAAAAUCACUUAGAUAGGCACAGGAGUGGCUGUGUGGUAAGUAGCUUGUUUACCAAC
Messenger RNA from Octopus sinensis (East Asian common octopus), 3373 nucleotides. RefSeq lists its product as uncharacterized. Lineage: Eukaryota; Metazoa; Mollusca; Cephalopoda; Octopoda; Octopodidae. The record is from RefSeq and is a predicted model, not a curated record. Bases 61 to 1899 code for a protein of 612 amino acids. The transcript is spliced from 15 exons.